ACAGUGCUCCGCGCCGCAGGUACCGCCAUGGCGCGGCGCGGCUGAGCAUCCUCCGCGCCUCCCGCCGCGCCGCGCCCGCGCCAUGGCCGCCUCCGAGCUCUACACCAAGUAUGCCAGGGUUUGGAUCCCUGAUCCAGAAGAGGUGUGGAAGUCAGCAGAACUUCUCAAAGAUUAUAAACCUGGAGAUAAAGUCCUCCAGCUUCGACUUGAGGAGGGCAAGGACAUAGAAUUUUGCCUAGAUCCGAAGACGAAGGAACUCCCACCCUUGCGAAACCCUGACAUACUUGUUGGUGAAAAUGACCUCACAGCGCUCAGUUAUCUCCAUGAACCAGCUGUUUUACACAACCUGAAAGUUCGAUUUAUAGACUCUAAACUAAUCUAUACCUAUUGUGGUAUCGUUUUAGUGGCCAUAAAUCCUUAUGAACAACUGCCUAUCUAUGGCGAAGAUAUCAUCAAUGCAUACAGUGGCCAAAAUAUGGGGGAUAUGGAUCCCCAUAUCUUUGCGGUGGCGGAAGAAGCGUAUAAGCAGAUGGCGAGAGAUGAGCGAAAUCAGUCAAUCAUUGUCAGUGGAGAAUCUGGAGCCGGAAAGACCGUCUCUGCUAAGUAUGCCAUGAGGUACUUUGCCACGGUCAGCGGAUCUGCCAGUGAAGCCAAUGUUGAAGAGAAAGUCUUGGCCUCUAACCCCAUCAUGGAGUCUAUUGGAAAUGCCAAAACUACAAGGAAUGACAACAGCAGUCGCUUUGGUAAAUACAUUGAAAUUGGUUUUGAUAAGAGGUAUCGAAUCAUUGGUGCUAACAUGAGAACUUACCUCUUGGAAAAAUCAAGAGUGGUGUUUCAGGCAGAAGAGGAGAGAAAUUACCACAUCUUUUACCAACUAUGUGCCUCUGCAGCAUUACCCGAGUUUAAAACUUUACGAUUAGGGAAUGCAAAUUACUUUCACUAUACAAAGCAAGGUGGAAGCCCUGUGAUUGACGGUGUCGAUGAUGCCAAGGAAAUGGUAAACACCAGGCAGGCCUGCACUUUGCUAGGGAUUAGUGAUUCCUACCAGAUGGGGAUUUUUCGAAUCCUUGCUGGAAUCCUUCACUUGGGCAACGUGGAGUUUGCAUCUCGGGAUUCUGACAGCUGCACUGUUCCUCCCAAGCAUGAACCCCUCACCGUCUUCUGUGACCUCAUGGGCGUGGAGUAUGAAGAGAUGGCCCACUGGCUUUGCCAUAGGAAGCUCGCAACUGCCACCGAAACCUAUAUCAAGCCAAUUUCUAAACUUCAUGCUAUCAAUGCCAGAGAUGCGCUUGCCAAACAUAUCUAUGCUAAUCUCUUUAACUGGAUUGUAGAUCAUGUGAACAAAGCUCUUCACGCUACUGUAAAACAGCAUUCUUUCAUUGGAGUGUUGGACAUUUAUGGAUUUGAGACAUUCGAAAUCAACAGCUUUGAACAGUUCUGUAUCAACUAUGCCAAUGAAAAACUGCAGCAGCAGUUCAAUAUGCAUGUCUUUAAGCUGGAACAAGAAGAAUAUAUGAAGGAACAAAUACCAUGGACCUUGAUUGAUUUCUAUGACAAUCAGCCUUGCAUCAACCUUAUAGAGGCCAAAAUGGGAAUUCUGGAUCUGUUGGAUGAGGAGUGCAAGAUGCCAAAAGGUUCGGAUGACACUUGGGCUCAAAAACUGUACAAUACUCAUUUGAAUAAAUGUGCCCUCUUUGAAAAACCACGUUUGUCAAAUAAGGCUUUUAUCAUCAAGCACUUUGCUGACAAGGUGGAAUAUCAAUGUGAAGGCUUUCUGGAAAAGAAUAAAGACACAGUUUAUGAAGAACAAAUUAAGGUCCUAAAAUCAAGUAAGUUUAAGCUGCUACCAGAGUUAUUCCAGGAUGAGGAGAAGGUCCUCAGCCCCACGUCAGCAACUCCUUCAGGGCGCGUGCCUUUGUCUCGAACAGCUGUAAAACCUGCUAAGGCCAGGCCAGGUCAGGCCAGCAAGGAGCAUAAGAAAACUGUGGGGCAUCAGUUUCGAAAUUCUCUUCAUCUGCUGAUGGAAACCCUGAACGCUACAACUCCACACUAUGUGCGCUGUAUUAAGCCUAACGACUUCAAGUUUCCAUUCACAUUCGAUGAAAAGCGCGCAGUGCAGCAGCUGAGAGCUUGUGGCGUCCUGGAGACCAUCCGAAUCAGUGCAGCUGGCUUCCCUUCCAGGUGGACAUACCAAGAGUUCUUCAGCCGUUAUCGUGUUCUAAUGAAGCAGAGAGAUGUCCUUAGUGACCGAAAGCAGACGUGCAAAAAUGUCCUGGAGAAGCUGAUUCUGGACAAGGAUAAGUACCAGUUUGGUAAGACAAAAAUAUUUUUCCGGGCUGGUCAAGUAGCCUAUCUGGAAAAAAUAAGGGCAGAUAAGUUGAGAGCUGCCUGUAUCCGCAUCCAAAAGACAAUCCGAGGCUGGCUGAUGCGAAAGAAGUACGUGCGUAUGAGGAAGGCUGCCAUCACCGUUCAGAGAUAUGUCAGAGGGUACCAAGCACGAUGCUAUGCCAAGUUCCUGCGAAGAACGCGGGCUGCCAUCACUAUUCAGAAGUUCCAGCGCAUGUAUGUGGUCCGCAAACGAUACCAAUGCAUGCGAGCUGCUACUAUUGCUCUUCAGGCUCUCUUAAGAGGUUACAUGGCCAGGAACAAGUACCAAAUGAUGCUUCGGGAGCACAAGUCUACGAUUAUUCAGAAACAUGUCAGAGGUUGGCUGGCUCGAGUGCACUACCGCAGGACCUUGAAGGCCAUUGUUUACUUACAAUGCUGUUACCGACGCAUGAUGGCCAAGAGGGAGCUGAAGAAACUGAAGAUAGAAGCCCGUUCUGUAGAACGCUAUAAGAAGCUUCACAUUGGCUUGGAGAACAAGAUCAUGCAGCUGCAGCGAAAAAUUGAUGAGCAGAACAAAGAGUAUAAAUCUCUGCUGGAGAAGCUGAGCAACCUGGAGAUCACGUACAGUACGGAGACAGAGAAACUGCGGAAUGAUGUGGAAAGGCUUCGAAUGAGUGAGGAGGAGGCUAAGAAUGCAACCAACCGAGUCAUCAGCCUUCAGGAGGAGAUUGCCAAGCUCCGGAAGGAGCUGCACCAAACUCAGACUGAGAAGAAGACCAUUGAGGAGUGGGCAGACAAAUACAAACAUGAAACCGAGCAGCUGGUGUCAGAGUUGAAAGAGCAGAACACAUUACUGAAAACCGAAAAGGAGGAGCUGAACCGCCGUAUCCAUGACCAAGCGAGGGAAAUAACAGAGACGAUGGAAAAGAAGCUAGUGGAGGAAACGAAACAGCUAGAGCUAGAUCUGAAUGAUGAACGGUUACGAUACCAGAACCUGCUGAAUGAGUUCAGCCGAUUAGAGGAGCGGUAUGAUGAUCUAAAGGAUGAAAUGAACUUAAUAGUGAGCAUCCCCAAGCCUGGUCACAAAAGAACGGAUUCGACUCACAGUAGCAAUGAAUCUGAAUACACUUUUAGCUCUGAGAUCACAGAAGCAGAAGACUUACCAUUGAGGAUGGAGCAGGAACCAAGUGAGAAAAAGGCACCAUUGGAUAUGUCUCUGUUCCUCAAGCUGCAGAAACGGGUUACAGAGCUGGAACAAGAAAAGCAAUCCCUGCAGGAUGAACUGGACAGAAAGGAAGAACAACAGGCUCUCCGUGCCAAAGCUAAGGAGGAAGAAAGGCCUCCAAUAAGAGGUGCAGAGCUGGAGUACGAGUCGCUCAAGCGUCAAGAACUUGAAUCUGAGAAUAAAAAACUGAAGAAUGAGUUGAAUGAGCUGCAGAAAGCCCUCACAGAAACACGAGCGCCAGAGGUAACUGCUCCUGGUGCUCCUGCAUAUAGAGUCCUCCUGGAUCAACUGACUUCAGUAAGUGAAGAGCUUGAGGUACGCAAGGAAGAAGUCCUCAUCCUGAGAUCUCAGCUUGUUAGCCAGAAAGAGGCUAUUCAACCCAAGAAUACCAUGACAGAUUCUACAAUCCUCCUGGAGGACGUGCAGAAGAUGAAAGACAAAGGAGAAAUAGCCCAGGCCUAUAUUGGACUGAAGGAAACAAACAGGCAAUCUCCUCAGGACUAUCAUGUGCUGAAUGAGGACGGAGAACUUUGGCUGGUUUAUGAAGGGUUAAAACAAGCCAACAGGCUGCUGGAGUCUCAGCUUCAGUCACAGAAGAAGAGCCACGAGAAUGAACUGGAAUCGCUGCGAGGCGAGAUCCAAAGUCUGAAGGAAGAAAACAAUCACCAGCAGCAGCUCCUAGCCCAGAAUCUGCAACUGCCUCCAGAGGCUCGCAUUGAAGCCAGUCUACAGCAUGAGAUCACCCGGCUGACAAAUGAGAACUUGUUUUGUGAGGAGUUGUAUGCAGAUGAUCCCAAGAAGUAUCAGUCGUACCGGAUUUCACUUUACAAACGGAUGAUUGAUUUAAUGGAGCAGCUUGAAAAGCAAGACAAAACUGUUCGCAAGUUAAAGAAGCAAUUGAAAGUAUUUGCUAAGAAGAUUGGUGAACUUGAAGUGGGCCAGAUGGAGAACAUAUCACCUGGACAAAUCAUUGACGAACCUAUUCGUCCAGUUAAUAUUCCACGGAAGGAAAAGGACUUCCAAGGGAUGUUAGAAUAUAAGAAGGAGGAUGAACAAAAACUUGUCAAGAAUCUUAUUUUAGAGCUGAAACCACGUGGAGUAGCUGUCAAUCUGAUUCCAGGACUACCAGCAUAUAUUUUGUUCAUGUGUGUACGCCAUGCAGAUUACCUUAAUGAUGACCAAAAAGUGCGGUCGUUGUUGACUUCCACUAUCAAUGGCAUCAAAAAAGUAUUGAAGAAAAGAGGUGAUGACUUUGAAACAGUGUCCUUCUGGCUAUCUAACACCUGCCGAUUUUUGCACUGUUUGAAGCAAUAUAGUGGAGAAGAGGGGUUUAUGAAGCAUAAUACACCUCGUCAAAAUGAACACUGCCUCACUAAUUUCGAUUUAGCUGAAUACAGACAGGUACUGAGUGACUUGGCUAUUCAGAUCUACCAACAACUUGUCCGAGUGUUGGAAAACAUUCUGCAACCAAUGAUCGUUUCAGGAAUGCUGGAGCAUGAGACUAUCCAAGGUGUCUCAGGGGUGAAACCAACAGGCCUACGGAAGAGAACAUCCAGCAUUGCUGAUGAAGGAACCUACACUUUGGACUCCAUUAUUCGGCAGCUGAACUCUUUCCAUUCAGUGAUGUGUCAGCACGGAAUGGAUCCAGAGCUGAUCAAACAGGUCGUCAAGCAGAUGUUCUACAUCAUUGGGGCUGUAACGCUUAAUAAUCUUCUCCUGCGCAAGGACAUGUGCUCAUGGAGCAAAGGAAUGCAGAUAAGAUACAAUGUGAGUCAACUGGAAGAAUGGCUACGUGAUAAAAAUCUGAUGAACAGUGGGGCUAAAGAAACACUGGAACCCCUCAUCCAGGCUGCUCAGUUAUUGCAAGUAAAAAAGAAAACGGAUGAAGAUGCAGAAGCCAUUUGUUCAAUGUGCAAUGCACUGACUACUGCUCAGAUUGUAAAAGUUCUGAAUUUGUAUACUCCGGUUAAUGAGUUUGAAGAGAGAGUCUUGGUAUCAUUUAUACGUACAAUACAGAUGCGUCUGCGAGACAGGAUGGACUCUCCUCAGUUGCUCAUGGAUGCUAAACACAUCUUCCCUGUUACUUUUCCAUUUAAUCCAUCCUCUCUGGCAUUAGAAACCAUUCAGAUCCCAGCCAGCUUGGGCUUGGGCUUCAUAUCACGUGUCUGAUCCCAAGGAUGUACCGUCAGUGUUAGAAGGAGCAUCAGUUGCCUGAUAUCUUUGCCCAUUAAAACAUAGUGAGCACUGAAAACACAUUUUCUGAACAGUCUGUAUAUGCCCAGACCUGUAGCAAAAGUAGAUGGAAAACUAUGUAACAGCACCACAGGUUGAAGGCUAAUAGAAAGAUGUGUGUUUGUGUUCAGUCGUUGCAUUUAGGAGGACAUCUCUGAUUCAUACUUUUCCAGAAUAUGGAAAUCAGGCUUGGACAAAAAUUGUGUCUUCAGCUGUCUAGAGACAUUUUUAGAUCUUUAGUAACAUAUUUAAAUAGUGUAAAAUAAACUCCAUAUGUAAACUUCUCAUAGGCAGGGACCAGUCCUGAACAUGGAAGACUUGAAAGUGUAAGGCAUUUUGUAGAAGAAUACACAGUCACUGGGGAGCCUGUUACAUUUAAUUUGUAAAAACUGGAAUGGAGAAACACAAACUGGCAAUAUAUAAAAUGAUUUCUUAAACCACUUCCUUAUUUAUGUCAGUCUGACAUAAAUUCUAGUGAUAAGUCUUAGAGCUCACUAUAUGCUAUAACUUAGGUGUUUAUUUGUUAGUACUGUGGUUUACCAAGCAUACUAAAUUGCUGCUGCAUAUUGUGUUCUUUUAAAUGUAUGACAGUAUCAUGCUAGGCACUAAAAAUAAGAUAUUUCAUUUUUUUGUUGUCAACCUUAUUUACAGUCUGAUGCAGUUUGUUGCUUUAACUGGAUUUUUGAAAAUGAUAUCAAAUAACACCCGUAAAGGAAAACGGUAACUAAGCACAAGUAGAACACUGGAAAUUACAUGUUUAGUUAUUGUUUAAAGUAGUUCUUUAUAAAAUACGAAAUCUUGAAACAAACUAUCAGAAGUCAAUAAUGAUUUUAGUAUUUAUUUAGAUUUUGUAGGCUGGUCUUCUUUGUCGGUAGAUCCCAGAGAUGACAGUGUGUAUUUUGAGUAUAAUUGCUUGUUUUGUUGCCACUUAAAAGAAAAGAAAAAAAAGGUAUUCUUUCAUACUGGAAUUUAAGAGGAAAGACUUUAAUAAAAAAAAUUUUGCAGUGGCUCAAUGCUCUCAUUCUUUAAAAGGUUGACUAACAAGAACGCUAAGUAGGUUUUGACUGGUGCUGUCCCUUGACUAUGAUUCAUGUUGAUUUAAUGGUUGGAGAUCCAAAGUGCAUAAUGAGAAACUGAGUUAUUUUGGAUAUUGCACAUCUUAUUGGAAAGAUUUUCCUGUCUCAAGUGUCUUGGAUCUGCCAUAUAGAGUUUGUAUUUCACAGUGUGCAAUGUAAGCGCAGAAGCCUUGCUUAAGGUUCCAAUUCUGAACUUUAAAGCAAGCAGUUUGUGGUGUAUGGCUCAAAUAUACAUGUAAAAAAAAAGCCACACACAUUGCCCAAUUGCAUUGUGCAAUAUUUUUUAUGUGUUAUACUAAUUAGUAACUUAGCAUUAUCGUUAAUUUCGUUUAAAAUACUGAGAAAUAAUCUAGAGGUACACUAUUAGACUAUUUGGUACUGAUCUGUUAGCCUGCAAACUCACAGAAAAAAAAUUGCUUAACAGCAGACUGAAACAUUUCAGUUGUGUUUUACUUGAGAAGUAGACACGCUGUUUGUAUGGUUGCUAGAACCGGUAGUAAAGACAACCUCAACGUUGUCAGUAUCAUAGAAUAGUUUGGGUUGGAAGGAACCUUAAAGAUCAUCCAGUUCCAACCGUGUCUCACUAGACCAGUCAAUGCUCAUGUCCUCUUAUUUUCCACAGUGUGUGCCCCAUAAUUAAGUUUGCUGGAUCAUGCCAGUACUUCCAAAAACCUGAUGCAGCAUUGCAUAAAUCUUUUGAAUGAUCUUUGCUAAAUGAUUGUUUUCCUGUGCACGGUAAACCAAAUGCUCUGUUUUCAAUUGUUACUUGGUUUCUGAAGCUACAGCUACUGUGAAGUGGCUCCAAAUAAGGUGUAACGUAGUUUUCAGUCUGUUAGGGGUACUGUACUUGUGAGAAUGUAAUGAGAAAGCCAUCACAUCCAGUAGCGAGGUUAGGAAAGAAGAUGAAUGAGAACAUGCUGACCUAUAAAAGUUUUGUCCUAUUGAAAAACAAACAAUUGGCAUUACAGUAUUUUCAUACUGUAAAUCAGGAAUUGUAUCCACUACUUAAGCAUUGGUGUAUUAAAAUGUAUGCCUAAAUGUAUUUUUGUUUAUUUUUUUAAGUUUGUUUACCUGUAAAAAGCCUUAUUGUAUCUUGUUUCCUUAAAAAAAGUAGUGUUUAGUAAUUUAUAGGUAUUAUCCUUAAACUCAGUGGUUUGACUGGUAUUACUUUUAUAUCACAUUAAAAGUAUAUGCUGCUUGACAUGUUUUAAAGGAAAAUAUUUUUAAGUUGGAAUAGAUGUGUAAUUGGUAAUUCAUCUAAUAUUUUACAUGGCAGUAUUUUACAUGCACUUUUCGGAAGUAAAAUUUUAGUGUCAAUGUAUAAUAUAUCUCUCACCUUAGGACUAAUAUCUCUUUAAUCAUGGACUAUAAUGCAGAAUUGUUUUAACAACUUUUUUUUCCUUUGAAUCAUUAUUAUGCUCUUUUAAGGUGGACAUAUCUUUUAUAUUUUAAUUUAUUAUCUAUUGCUAUGAUAGGUUUUAUCAGAUGCUGGAAAACUACUUCUCAAUGACCCCUUAGAAUUAUAUACAGUUAUUCUAGAGAUUUUGCACAAUAAUUACCUCAUUCAGUUUUGGUGUAUUUUUAUUCCAGUGAUCAUUUUGCUCUGAUGUUUAGGACACAGUCUUUCAUCUGAAUUUGGAAAAAUGGCUUCUCAGACUUCAGUCUGGGAUGCAACAUGAAAGUGCUUAAAUCUGUUAAAUGCAAUCAAUCUAGUCUAUCUAUCAUAGAAAAAAAAAAAAGUAGGCUCAAUUUCAACGUUGAAAUGUGGAUUGAUAUCCAGUAACAUUCAUUCUCAACUUGGAAACACCAGCAUUUGCAAUUUGAAGGUCUGUGUAAUUCGUGAUUUAAACUGAACACAUUUCAAAAACAGUACAAAAAAGUAUGAGUAAACACUUGUUUUUUUUAAGAUGCUGAUACUUCAUGUGAUAAAUAAAAGCCUUUAAGCAUAGGUUUUCACUCGAUGCCACUACAGUACAUAGAGGAAAAACGAAACAUUGUCAGAAUGACCUGAGCUCUGAUCUGUUGUAGUGUCUGAUGUUGUACCUAGUAAAUGUAUGCAUCAUAAAAACUGUAGCCUAAUAGCUAUCACUGGAACGUGUCCAAAUAAAAAUACAACUGUA
Cuculus canorus (common cuckoo) is the source of this 8981-nucleotide messenger RNA. RefSeq names its product myosin VA (gene MYO5A). The transcript is spliced from 41 exons. Bases 83 to 5722 code for a protein of 1879 amino acids. Gene Ontology annotation, molecular function: microfilament motor activity; ATP binding; actin filament binding. Gene Ontology annotation, biological process: actin filament organization; vesicle transport along actin filament. Lineage: Eukaryota; Metazoa; Chordata; Aves; Cuculiformes; Cuculidae. Gene Ontology annotation, cellular component: cytoplasm; myosin complex; actin cytoskeleton. The record is from RefSeq and is a predicted model, not a curated record.